AUGUCUUCCCCAGCUACCCAAUACGUAUACAUCCCCAACCUCGUCGGCCGUCAGAUGCUCCGUAUUCCCGUCGAGGAAGUCGAAGCCGAGGAAAUUAUCUCUUCCGAGGACCUCAUCUCCAUGACCAAGUCCACCACGACCUCGCAACCCAUCACCAUGAAGUCCACUUCGACAUACUCACGCGACUCCUCCCCAUCCCCAAGCAUGUCCAGCGUGUCAAGCUAUGAGGAGAAGAAACCCAAUCAGUCCCCCGCAAUAUUGACCAUCGGCAUUGUAUUAUUCCCGUACCAAGCAUACGACCAGUAG
This is a messenger RNA of Dothidotthia symphoricarpi CBS 119687, 306 nucleotides long. RefSeq lists its product as uncharacterized. The transcript is spliced from 2 exons. The record is from RefSeq and is a predicted model, not a curated record. Lineage: Eukaryota; Fungi; Ascomycota; Dothideomycetes; Pleosporales; Dothidotthiaceae. The coding region runs from base 1 to 306 and encodes 101 amino acids.